Messenger RNA from Heterobasidion irregulare TC 32-1, 1102 nucleotides. RefSeq lists its product as uncharacterized. The transcript is spliced from 2 exons. The record is from RefSeq and is a predicted model, not a curated record. Lineage: Eukaryota; Fungi; Basidiomycota; Agaricomycetes; Russulales; Bondarzewiaceae. Gene Ontology annotation, molecular function: protein binding. The annotation marks the transcript as partial.
CAUGACCUCCAUGAUGAGAGAAAAGAUCGACUUUAGUUCUUUUGAGCCGGUCAAACCACAGAAAGCAGCAGACACGAGGGCGCCCUUCGACGAUCCAGGAGCAGACAUCAUCUUACGCUCGUCCGAUAACGUCGACUUCCGCGUCCACACCCUCAUCCUCUCCAUGGCCUCCGAUUUCUUCAAGGUUACACUACAUGCCUCUUCUCUGUCGCAGCGAACCACUGGUACAGACGGCCUUCCCAUCGUGUCUAUCCCAGAGCCUUCUCACAUCCUCGACAUACUCCUCCGCUCAUGUUAUCCCCGGCGCUUACCGUUAUCGAAAACGAUACCGCUCAUCGACAUCGGGCUCGUUCUCGACGCCGCCCAGAAGUACCACAUGAACGCAUUCGACGACGUCGCAGGAUCGCUUUUGAUGAACUUCGUCGACGAAGAGCCGGUCACGGUGUACGCGAUCGCAUGCUGCCACGGCCUGAAGGAUGUCGCGGCUAAGGCUGCCCUGUGCUCCCUGAAGCAACCCUUCAUGUCCUCCCGCCCUCAAGAGCUAGACAAUAUAUCGGGCACCCAGAUGUACGACCUCCUGCAGUACCACCGCACAUGCGGCGAGGUUGCCAGUGCAGUCGCAUCGUCCGCACAAUGGCUGUGUGCAUGUUCCAACACGAUAACCAAGACACAGCUCUGCACGACGUGUUACACCAAAAGGGCGGGUUCUCAGUGGUGGGCACCGAACGGUAUAUGGGACCAUUUGGUCAAAGCGGGUAAGGUGUUGAAAGGACACCCCUACGGACAAGCGAUCUAUCGCGAGGGCAUCAUGCAGCCCUCCAUCACAUCUUGCAGGUGCGGCAAGGGCAUGGAUAGGCUAGAUGGCCUGGUUCAGCUGUGGCAAAUGUUUGCUGCUGAAGUAGAUAGGGCGGUAUCUGAGGUUCCUCCUCCAAAGAUCUGACUCGUUAUGCUCGAACUGCUCGUCAAUGCUUUUCAGAGCACGUCUGUAUUUCUGCCCUGUAUUUUUGCAUCUGUUAUGUGCCGUUACUGUUCCUCAGGCUCUGUAUGGUAAAGCUGUGUGCCAACGAUUCAAUGGUCAUACGUUUCUGUAUUCUUGGCAUCG